ACAUAGUAACAUCUGACAAAAAUAUCUGAAGACACGGAAGCAGGAAACUUUGUGAAAAUUAAAACGUGUGUCAUUCUCAAAACGUUUGGCCACGACUGUAUAUAUAGACAUAACUGUGUAUGUUUACUGGCUAGGUUUUCUGAGUGAGAUCUGUCUGAGCAGUCCAGAGUCUAAAUCAGACAUUAGACUGUAUGGAGCCUGAGGGAGACCCUGGAGUCAUGAGUAGCAGGUGAGUCAGAGAGAGGGGGAGUCUGAUGUGGAAGGUGAUCAGAAUGGCUGUGUUUUUAUUGCCGUUUACCUUGCCUUCUAAGUGGUUGAGUGGACCUUAUCACAUGCCAGGAAAAUGUCGGGUUCCUCUGGUUGAGUGGACCUUAUCACAUGCCAGGAAAAUGCCCCCUACACCAUAACAGAGCCGCCAUAACCCUCAUUUACUCAAGUGUUUCCAUUAUUUUGGCAGUUUACUGUAUUUCACUGUUGAUGAAUGUGUUUAGUUUCAUCUGCUUUCACUUUAAGACAACACAGAAGAUGAUGUGAUGAUAUCACUACAGAUAACUAUAAUUUGUAUGAAUUGCAGAGCCAAGCGGGAGAGAAUGGAGUCUCCUGCUCCCAGCUGUCUCUCUAGGAAUAGUGCCAGGUCAAUGGAGCAACCAUAUGGUUUUAAAAGAGAACCUUUGACCCCUGAAUUGAGUGCCAGUCUGCUGACUGAGGAUCCGUUCAGAUGUUCUGUGUGUUCAGAGGUGCUGAGGGACCCGGUCUCCAUUCCCUGUGGACACAGUUACUGCAGGCAGUGCAUCAGCACAUACUGGGUCCAGCCCGGCCCUGCAGGAGACUAUGUGUGUCUCCAGUGCAGUAAGAGAUCCAGAGACCGGCCAGUGCUCUGCACUAACACAGCCUUGGCCAGGUUGCUCCAGAGGCUCCAGCAGGCAGGCUUCAGUCCUGCCCUCCCUGCUCUGGGCUAUGCUGGGCCUGGGGACGUGGCCUGUGAUAUCUGCUCUGGACAGAAGCUCAGAGCGGUGAAGUCCUGUCUGACCUGCACUGUCUCCUACUGUGAGAGCCACGUCAGGCAGCACUACACUGUCCCAGCACUGCAGAGACACACCCUGGCUGAUGUCACUGGAGACGGGGGACACAAAGGUCACCAAGGCAACACUGGACAGACAGAGAGGAUCAAAGAGGAGACUAUAGAGACUGAGGAGGAGGAGAGGGAAGGUGUCUCUAAAAAGAUGACAGAAGUUCAAGAGGAGGAAGAAGAUUCUGAUGAGGGACUUUCUGAUCUGAAGAAGAACCCUAAAACUAAAACUCUUGUCUCUGAAGUGAAGAACAUCUCUAAGUUCUGCUCAGACUUGCAGCAGGAGAACUCUAAUCUUAAACAUGUUGUUCGUGAACUCAGUAAAAAGAAUGCUGUGUUAAAACAAGAGGCAACAUUUGAGAAAGAACUGGUGGACAUCAGAACUGCUGCUUUGAAUAAGAUCACAGCUACUCUCAUCUCAGACCCACAGCAACAGAGAGAGACUGAGUAUGUGAGAAGAAACCUGAAGAAUAUGACCAUGGACUAUGUGGAUGUGACUCUUGAUCCUGAUACAGCACAUCCCAAACUCAUCCUGUCUGACGACAGGAAACAAGUUAGAUGUGGAGAUGUAUGGCAGGAUCUCCCUGACAACCCAGAGAGGUUUGAUAUCUCUGUCUGUGUCGUGGGAAAGGAGAGUUUCUCCUCAGGGAGAUUCUACUAUGAGGUGCAGGUGAAGGGGAAGACUGGCUGGUGUUUAGGAGUGGCCACGAAGUCCAUCAACCUGAAGGGGACGAUUUACCUGAAUCCUGAGGAUGGAUACUGGACUGUGAUGCUGAGGAAUGGACAGUACUGGGCUGGCGCUGUCCCCACUGUCCCCAUCUUCCUUAGAGAGGAGGUCCAGAAGGUGGGGGUGUUUGUGGAUUAUGAGGAAGGUCGGGUCUCCUUCUAUAAUGUGGAGGCCAGGUCUCAUAUCCACUCUUUUACUGGCUGUACCUUCACUGAGAAACUCUAUCCAUUCUUCAGCCCUGGUAAUAAUUACACUGGUCAAAACUCAACCCCACUGGUCAUCACUCCUGUAGAUGUCACUGACUGACUGGUUUAUACCAAACAUAGAAAUACUGUUAACAUAACUGAUAAUGUAAUAGUGACCAAAUAAUGUAAUAAUUCAUUGUAAUGUAAAACAUAUUAUAUAAAUCAGCAGAUAAUGUUUUAACUUUUUACAUUUAUAAUACAAUAACUUUUCCUGAUAAUGUAAUCAUUCAAUUACAGUUAUUAAUGCAGGACUAAGUUAUUUUGUGGAUAAGGUUAAAUAAAUGAAGUGUUAACAUAGUAAAUCCCAGUUUGCCAGUGCUGGUCAUCUUCCUCAUAAUGUAAUCCAAUAAGACCUACUUGUCCAUCUAUCUCUGUGGACCAUAUCCUCUUAGUGGACGAGAUCCACACUCUUCUUCCUGAUAUAACAUGACAUUAGGAAGAAUGAAAACAAACAGUCCGAUAAAUACAACAGGAAGCCCAGGUCUGUAUGAACUGUCAUAUGGUCACUAUCCCCUGAAGUUACAUUAUUACAUGACUUACUACAAUCAUUCAAUACUGUCCUGCAUGAUUAUGUUUCUUACUAUAUUUUAGUUGAAUACUUUUUUGGGGCUGUUGAACUAGAAGGAGAGCUUGCAAGGAAUCAUUUCAUUGCACUCUGUACACUAUGCUGUAUCCUGUGCAUAUGACAGUAAACGUUGAUUUGAAUGGAGCAGUCAGUACAGCAUCAGUAACGUACAGGUAACUGCCAAAAUGAAAGAAUCACCAACAUAAAGUGAUUUAGUAGGGCCUUGUGCCACCACGAGCCAGAACAGCUUCAAUGCAUCUUGGCAUAGAUUCUAAGUGUCUGAAACUCUACUGGAGGGAUGUGACAUCAUUCUUCCACAAGAAAUUCCAUCAUUUUAUGUUUUAUUGGUGGUGAUGAGAAACGCUGUCUCAGGUGCUGCUCCAGAAUCUCUCAUUAGUGUUCAAUUGUGUUGAGAUCUGGUGACUGAGACGGCCAUGGCAUCUGGUUUACAUCAUUUUCAUGCUCACCAAACCAUUCAGUGACCAAACCAUUCAGUGACCACUCGUGCUCUGUGGAUGGGGGCAUUGUCAUCCUAUGGGUCAUAGCCAUGGUAGCCAAAAUAAUGUCCCGCCCAGCAUUUUUAUACAUGACCCUAAGCAUGAUGGGCUGUUAAUUGCUUAAUUAACGCAGGAACCUCACCUGUGUGGACGUACAGUACCUGCUUUCAAUAUUCUUUGUAUCCCACAUUUACUCAGUUGUUUCCAUUAUUUUGUCAGUUACCUGCAGUGCUUGACUUGUGCAGGAGUUCACCUGAGCUGAGUACCGGCACCUCAAAUGUUCUACUUGAGCUCCUGUACCUCUUAUAGAAUAUUAGCUCCAAAGUAUUGUGGAGUUCCUGGACCUAAAUAUAAACAGUACCGGCACCUAUUUCAGUCCAAGUCAAGGUUUUCUAUGUCAAUGUACAGCCACAAGAUGGUGGUGUUUCCCUACAGUCCAUUAAGUGCAAUAAUGUGCUUAAUGCUUACCGGAGCAACAUUGUAGUAAUGUUAUUAUGUAGCUUUGAGAAUGCAGAUGAGGAUAACAUUUCACAUCCUCAAGUCAGCCUUCAAUUAAAACCCUUAUUGGAAGAGUGUUUUUCAAGCAAGAUUUAAGCGAUUGCCAUUUGGUUUCUGCACACACACACACCUAGAACCAGUUGGGUUCAUGCUGGACUUAGCAGGCUGGGCUGUUAGCAUCAUUGAUUAGCCACCUAGAGUUUUCUUAUCUUAGAAUCAUCACAGUGCAUCGAUCUCCAGCCUCCAGAGAGAGAUCAGACUUCACUCAGAUAGACACUGUUAAUGUGACUGAGGAACGACUGAGUAGAGGUGGAUGGAAGCUGAUGGGAGGGUUACCUACUCAACCACCACAUUCAUAGUGUGCUGUCUAAAGGAGGAUGUAUUAUAUUGGAGAGAGAGGUCUGGUUUUGAUGUUGAUAUUUACACUUGUAAACUGAAUAUGCCUUUCCUAAUAAAGUUGUUUUGAAUUUAA
Messenger RNA from Oncorhynchus tshawytscha (Chinook salmon), 4073 nucleotides. RefSeq names its product E3 ubiquitin-protein ligase TRIM39-like. The transcript has 4 exons. Bases 534 to 2102 code for a protein of 522 amino acids. NCBI's taxonomy places the organism in Eukaryota, Metazoa, Chordata, Actinopteri, Salmoniformes, Salmonidae. Gene Ontology annotation, molecular function: protein binding. The record is from RefSeq and is a predicted model, not a curated record.